Messenger RNA from Tympanuchus pallidicinctus (lesser prairie-chicken), 2075 nucleotides. RefSeq lists its product as uncharacterized. The record is from RefSeq and is a predicted model, not a curated record. NCBI's taxonomy places the organism in Eukaryota, Metazoa, Chordata, Aves, Galliformes, Phasianidae. The transcript has 5 exons. The coding region runs from base 75 to 1550 and encodes 491 amino acids.
UCUUGCAGCCAGCUGAUUUCCAAGCAUUGCCUUCCUCAAGAGACGACAUUGCAUAGCAGAAGAAAGCUGGGAAAAUGCUUCUUCCUCAUGAUUUUUCCCUUGUUGAUGCUUUCUGUAGGUUCCUCUCCAAAAGGAGAACUCAGGAAUCCAGGCAGCUGAAGAUUGCGGCGCUGCAGGCGAUGUCAAGGACAAAACCUGUGCAUCUGUGGAACGGUGCGGGGCAAGGAGGGAAACGUAAAGCCUCCGCAGAAGCUGAUGCCAGUGGCCUUCCUCUGAAGCGCAGCCACGUGGAAAGCCAGGAGUGUGGCACAGCACCCAAGAGAGCAGUGGCGAGCAGCUCGGAUGUGCCGGAGGACAUCACGGACAUCCAGGGUUUGCUCUCUUGGAUCAAUGACGUGGCAAGAGCUGCUGAGGUCCCCCAGGAGAACCCCAGCAGCCCUGCCCCCGGAUGUCUCAUCGCUGAGCUCCCUGACAACCCUGGGGACAGCAGAGAGCUCAGCACACAGGCUGCUACCGGGACGCCCACCGACCCCUUCUGGGGGCUUCCUCCAUCCCCCGGGCUCCUGUCUGAGCUGCAGUGCGGGCUGUCGGAGCUGCGCCCCGUCGUGCCACCAGCGAGCGCCCGGCUCAGCCCACGGCCGACCACCCUGGCCGUCAGCGCACCUCCCUCAGCGCAAAGCGCACAGCCCACCGAGGAGGUGCAGCAAAGGCAGCCCCAGGAGGCUCAGGCUCACUCGCCCCCGUCGCCAGGCUCUGUCCCCAGCCAGGUGGCAGAAAAGAAGAACAGGGGCAGCACCAAGCGGGGGGCCAAGCGCCCUGCGCCUGCCGGCACCCUGCAGAAAGGGGAGAGAUCCCAGCAGGAGCAGCCCACCAGCAGCGCUCCUGCCAAGAAAAGGAAGCUGCCGCCCCGCGGGGAAAGAGCAGAGAGGAAAGGCCGCAAACAGCCGUGCCAAGCAAAGCUGUCUGGGGCCGGUGCAGGAGCCAGCGAGCUGCGCAAUCACCUGCAGCAAUGCAUCCAGGCCGUGCACCCGCUGGGGCAGAGGGUGACUGCGGUGGGCCCGGUGCGCCAGCCACCCUCUGUGCAGCCCCAGCCCUCAGCCAGCGCUGGCCCUGCUGCCCUCCAGCCCCAAGACAGCCAUGCGCACAAGGCAGAACCAACAGCUCCAGGCAGCACGGUGCAGGAGGAGGGUGCUGCCAAGGAGGCGACGCCGAGCUGCCCGCGCCCGUCCCCGCAGAGGAGCUCGGCGCUGCAGAGGGACCCACCGCCACCACCACCACCACCAGCGCUGCACCAGCAGCAGCCUCAGCCCCGGCGCCCCGUGGACUUUGUGCCCUGCGUGGGGCCGCAGGCGGGUGGCGGUGUAAUACCGCUGGUGAUGGAGGAGUCGCUGCCCAUCACAGCGGAGCAGCGGCCCGAGCGGGAGCGCAUGAAGAACCUGGCCCAGGAAGAGCGGCAGCGGGCGGCCCAGCAGAUGAAGAUCGGCCCCGUGCAGUUCCUGGUGCAGCGGGAGAUAGACAUGGCCAUCGCCGACCAGUACGGCUACCCGUAACCCUGCGCUCCUCGCCGGCCCGCAGCACCAGGCAGCAGCGGCAGCGUUCCAGGGGCCCUGCCAGCGGCCCCAUCUCUCCCCUCCACAACCAAGCCGUCCUCCGAGUCAGCACAGCAGUGGGAUGGGACGUCUGGGAGCACAGCUGUGGUGGGACUGGAAUUUUAGCAUUACUGUUGUUUCUGUUUCUCCUUGUAAUCUAGGAUAGGUUAUUACAAGCUUUGCAUUCCAUUUGCUACGUCCCUCUGCCUGCAGUCAUUUGCGCCGUGUCACAGCCCCCAGCUCCCCAUGCCUGCCUCCGGAGCAGGACGGGCACCACGGAUGGCCCAUGGUGUCCCUCAGCUGCCACCAGCAGCCCCAGCCCUCCUCUCUCCCUGCAGUCCUUUGUGCAGCUGGAUGCAGAGGGUGUUUCACAGAGCUCCCUGCGCUGCCCAGUGCCGUGAAUUGCCGUGCGGAUGGGCAGCAGGCAGGGCAGAUGGAGGGGAAUGGCCCUGGCUCACUAUGGCCAGAAGAGACUCCAGCAGGGGC